Messenger RNA from Galleria mellonella (greater wax moth), 1623 nucleotides. It is a transcript of the gene Got2, whose product is annotated as aspartate aminotransferase, mitochondrial. Gene Ontology annotation, molecular function: L-aspartate:2-oxoglutarate transaminase activity; pyridoxal phosphate binding. The transcript is spliced from 9 exons. Bases 112 to 1407 code for a protein of 431 amino acids. Gene Ontology annotation, biological process: L-aspartate catabolic process; biosynthetic process. Gene Ontology annotation, cellular component: mitochondrion. Lineage: Eukaryota; Metazoa; Arthropoda; Insecta; Lepidoptera; Pyralidae. The record is from RefSeq and is a predicted model, not a curated record.
ACCAGCUGUAUUGCACGUCGAAUGUAGAGACGAACUUUAGAAUUGUUCAUACCGGCUGUAUUGUUUGUAUUACGUUAUAUUAUUAUUCUACAAAGAUCGCAUUUCAGUAAAAUGGCUCAAGCAUUAAAGAAAUUAUCUGUUCACGUGCUUAAGAACAAUAAUGUAGAAAACAUCAUCGGUGCCACAGCUAUUAGAACAAACAGCACAUGGUGGGACAAUGUCCAGAUGGGUCCACCAGAUGUGAUCCUUGGCAUCACAGAAGCAUACAAAAGGGAUACAGACCCCAAGAAGGUUAAUUUAGGAGUGGGAGCAUAUAGAGAUGAUGAAGGAAAACCUUUUGUAUUACCCUCAGUUAGAAAGGCAGAGGAAAUCGUUUUCAAGAAAUGCUUGAACCACGAAUAUGCCCCGAUCGGCGGUGAGGCCGCGUAUACAGAAGCUGUUGCUAAGCUAGCUUUCGGUGCGGACAGCCCAGUUCUUAAAGAAAAAUCUAACUGCACAGUGCAGACGCUCUCAGGAACCGGUGCCUUACGUCUUGGAUUUGAGUUCAUCACAAAACACUACGCCAAAAAUAAGGAGGUCUGGCUGCCCAGUCCGACAUGGGGAAACCAUCCUCAGAUCUGCAACACGCUCGGCUUGCCGCACAAGAAGUACCGCUAUUAUGAUCCGAAGACGCAUGGUUUUGAUUUGCAGGGCGCCCUCGAAGAUAUCUGUAACAUUCCAGAGGGAUCUAUAAUUCUUCUACACGCAUGUGCACACAACCCGACUGGUGUGGAUCCCAGACCCAACGACUGGAAACAGUUAUCCCAGGCAAUCAAAGAAAAGAAAUUAUACCCAUUUUUCGACAUGGCGUACCAGGGCUUCGCGACCGGCAGCGUAGACAAUGACGCAUUCGCUGUACGUCUUUUCGUCAAGGAGGGCCACCAGGUCACACUAGCUCAGAGCUUCGCUAAGAAUAUGGGUCUAUACGGAGAGAGAGCGGGUGCACUCACAUUCCUGUGCGGUGACGCGGAGUCGGCUGCCAAGGUGAUGUCGCAAGUCAAGAUUAUGAUUCGCACCAUGUACUCCAACCCGCCGCUGUUCGGAGCCCGCAUUGUGCAGGAGAUCCUCAAUAAUCCAGAGAUCGAAAAGCAGUGGCUGGUGGAUGUGAAACAUAUGGCGGACCGCAUUAUUUCUAUGAGGAAGCAGCUCCGCGCGGGCAUCGAGGGCGCCGGCAACAAGCGAUCUUGGCAACACGUCACCGACCAGAUCGGCAUGUUCUGCUACACCGGCCUCAAGCCGGAAGAGGUGGAAAGGCUAACUAAGGAAUUCCAUAUUUACCUGACCAAGGACGGGCGCAUCUCUGUUGCUGGUAUUUCUUCUAAGAACGUCAAUUACGUCGCCGAAUCUAUCCAUAAGGUCACCUCGUAAAAACAUAUCAAUUGGACGCCUCAUUGCCAUAAGAAUAAGUAUUGUCACGCUACAUGACGCGAGUAUGGAGCACAGUAUUUAUUUUGAAACUUUUUAUACAUAUGUUUGCAAAUAUCUACUUAAAUUGUUAUAAACUUUAAGGUUUGUGAAAAUGUGAUUUUCAUCAUGAGCAUGCUUUCAAAAAAUUAAAAUAUAUGCUGUUGAUUUUUAUGUUGA